CAGGUAAGAUAUCUGCCCAGAAUUUGGAAUUCCCUCAAAUACUGCCCAUCUCCAGUUACUGAAAUCAAAGAGCUGCUGACCUCACAUUUCAGCUUUCAGCCAGUACUUUUUAACCUGGACUCCUUUCCUCAUUAUUACCCACAACCCACUGGAUUUCAGCUUUCUUUUUAAACUCAUUAUAAUCAGAUGAUGAGUUUAUUUGCUGCCUUUACUUAUGGCCCCAAACCAAAUAAAAGUCUACAUAGUUACAGCCCGUGUAUCUAAAUCACACCGUUUAGCUUUUGUGAUGUUUCUCUAAUUUGAUUUGACCUAUUGAUCACAGGACCAAAAAAUCCAAAAACCAAGGACCAAAACCGUUCUUCCCACAAGAAGCAGUCAAACAAACUGUCUUGUCUGUCAAGUGUCUCAUCCUGUAAAAGCCACCUCCAUCCUCAAAUUGUUUUUAAACCUCUGGACCUGGGCCAGUCCCGGAGCUUUAGGUCAGGUGGAUCACUAUCCUUCACCUUGCAUGAGGUCAGACAGGUAACGAACCUGCAUUGUGUUUUUUGAAUCAGUUGUUUUGGAGGUGCUUAUGAAAAGAUAUUUAAAUACUUAAAUACAUACAUACUUAAAUAAUACAUUUUCACUUCCAGUCUAAUGCUUGGGAUCCACUGCCUUCAGAGAGCCUGAGAAAGUCCAUAAUCGGAUGGAGCUAGACCACAUAAAGACCACAGAGUGGACCAUGUGGGAGAUGGGAUGAGAAUGCUCUACUCAUCUUAACCUUUACUCAGGCAAGGCUAAUCCUCACAAAGUUUAAAGAGUAGGCUGUUCAAAGAUCAAACAUCCUAAUCAGAAAAGAUCUGCUUGAAUUCUCAGCAGCUCCAUAGUGUGAUUCCAUAGAUGUUUGUAGAUGAAUACAUUGCUUUGUGAUGGUCCGUUAUGGUGAGUGGGAAACACUCCCUACUUACUGUACGUCUUGCUACACGCCCUGACCCGGUAAAAGAUGAAACCUUUUCAUCCACUAAAGAGGCUUAAGUGCUUUGCUGACACUAUGAUCCAUUUACAACAUAAGAUAUUUAAUAUUUAUUUAUUGUCUACAACUAACUGGAUAUGGUAGAUUAGUGAACAGUAGAUUAACUGCUCGAUUCCUUGUCUGUAGCCUGUCAGUCGUUUGCUGUUUCAGACAAAUCGCACCCAGAUCAACAUCUUGUGUUUACAAUGAACUCACUGAUUUGACCUCCCGCCCCCCAAAGCAUACGUUUCACGGCAGCUUGAGACCGUUGGUAAAGGAUAAGCUGAAAUGAUCAGAGGUUUAUUGUAGUGAAUUAAUCGACAUUAGCACAGAGUUACUGCCUUUUAUCACAUUACAUAUAUAGGAGAUGUAAUGUGUAAAUGUUUAUGCCUCCCUGCAAUGUUCUUGUGUAUGAGGCAUCAGUAUCAGGUAGUAACUUUGUCUCAAUCAGUUGAUAGUGUUAUAUGUGAACACUGCUUUAUUUCCAAGAAGUUGUUUAGAUAACUCAAAUUUUUUAAUAUCAUACUUUAAAUCGAUGUGGAAACAUGUGGUUAGCAGUGUUGCCUCACAGCCAGACAGACCUGGGCUCAAAUCCCCUGUUGUGGUGCCAGGAUCCAGUUGAGUGUUUUCUCCCACUGCACAAAGACACCCAGUUAGGAUUAGGGUUAAUUGGUGACUCUGAAUUAACCGAAUGUGUGACUUGUCUUUAUGCGCUGCUCCUGUGAUCAGCUGCUAACUCUGACUCCUUGAUAAAUCAAACGAAACCACAAAAGAGAAGAGAAGGGCACUGUAGGUCAGAGCCAUGGUUACGUCACUAUUCUUCUCAAUAAUGUUUAUUGGGGAUAAUUCAAAAUAUAUGAUAAACCUAGCAAACCUUGCUAUCCAGAAAUGACUGGCAGAUUUUUUUUAAUUUUACUAUUUCCAUAGAAUGCUCUCCACCUUUUUGUUUUUAAUUUUUCCAUUAUUUAAUACAUCACAACUGAACAUGUGGGACCACUGUUACAGACUUUGGAACACCGAGAACAAAUAUAAAGGGCUACAAAGCCUCUUAGGCCAGAGCCCGCUUACGAUUCCCUUUCCGUGCACAGCAUCCUUGAAUAGACCACACAAAGAUCCUUAAGCCAAAAUCCCUCCCUGGUAUUUAAUUCUAAAUGAGUAAUUACUGGGUGUGUCAGUGUGUCUUAGGUUUGCAGGUAGGCUGGGUGAAGAAGCUCAUUUGCACACUGGCUUCAAAGCAAAUUGCAUUCACACAGAUACACACAUUCAGAGAGCCAGAGCAGUGAUUGUAGAGGGAAUCCUCAGGCAACCACUGAAGAACCCAGUCAUUUAGGGGGGACAGGCCACUCACAGCUGCCAAGAUGUGUGACAUGGGGGCAUUGGACAACCUGGUGGCCAACACGGCCUACCUAAAAGCCCAGGGCGGUGAUGACAAGGAGAUGAAAAAGCGCCGUCGCAGCCUGUCUCUCCCCAAACCCGAGCAGUGUGCUGCAAUGCGAUCUUCCAUCGAGAAGGACUUUACAAUGCUUUGCGAGAGGCAGCCUAUUGGCAAAAAACUUUUCCGUCAGUUCCUGGAAAACACGGCCGAAUUUAAGCUUGCUGCCGAAUUCCUGGAUGAUCUGUAUGACUGGGAUCUGGCUGAAGGUGCAGCGAAAGACAAGGCACGGCAAAACAUCAUCAACACGUACUGCAAGGCCGACUCCAAGAACUUCCUGAACUUUCUCACCGGAGAGGCUGCUGACAAAUGCAAGUCUGUGACAGACGCCACCUUUGACGAGGUGAUGAAAAACAAAGUCCAGGAUGGUGUAAGAGAAUUUCUCAAAGGGAAACCCUUCACAGAUUAUCAGGCCAGUCCAUUGUUUGAUAAAUUCCUCCAGUGGAAAGAAUACGAGAAACAACCCAUUUCUGACAAGUACUUCUAUGAGUUCAGAACUUUGGGAAAAGGAGGAUUUGGAGAGGUAUGUGCUGUUCAGGUGAAGAACACGGGCCAGAUGUACGCCUGCAAGAAGCUGUGUAAAAAGCGGCUGAAGAAGAAGGGUGGUCAGAAGAUGGCCCUGCUGGAGAAGAAGAUCCUGGAGAAGGUCAACAGCCUGUUUCUGGUCAACCUGGCCUACGCCUACGACAACAAGAGCCACCUGUGCCUUGUCAUGACCCUGAUGAACGGAGGAGACCUCAAGUAUCACAUUUACAACAUAGGAUAUGACGGCAAGGGCGCAGACAAGGGCAUCGAGAUGAAGCGCAUCAUUCACUACACGGCACAGAUUGCCACCGGCCUUCUGCAUCUGCAUGACAUGGAUAUCGUGUACCGUGACAUGAAGCCAGAGAACGUGUUGUUGGACAGCCAAGGCCAGUGCCGACUUUCAGAUUUGGGUCUGGCCAUAGAGAUUCCCGUUGGAAAGACUGUCACCCAGAUGGCUGGUACUGGAGCGUAUAUGGCCCCCGAGCUCCUGAAUAAGACCCCGUACAGGACAUCGGUGGACUGGUGGGCCCUGGGCUGCAGCAUCUACGAGAUGGUGGCCGGCUACACGCCUUUCAAAGGGCCCGAGGUCAAGAAGGAGAAGGUGGAGAAAGAGGAGGUGCAGCGUCGCAUUCUCAACGACGAGCCCAAGUGGGAGCACCGGUGCUUUGACGCUGUGACCAAGGACAUCAUCCAGCAGUUCCUCAAGAAGAAAAUGGAGGAGCGCCUGGGCGUGAAGAACAACCUGGAGGACCCGAGGAAACACGAGUGGUUCAAGACCAUCAACUUCCCCCGUCUGGAGGCGGGGCUUGUGGACCCCCCAUGGACACCCAAGCCCAACGUUGUCUACGCCAAGGACACGGGCGACAUUGCAGAGUUCUCCGACGUCAAGGGCAUUGAGUUUGACGCCAAGGACGAAAAAUACUUCAAGGAGUUCAGCACAGGGGCUGUGCCCAUUCAGUGGCAGCAGGAGAUGAUUGACACUGGACUGUUUGACGAGCUCAGUGACCCCAACAGGAAGGAGGGUGCUGGAGAUGACGACAAGAAGUCCGGCACAUGUAUAAUGCUGUGAAUCGCUAGGUUUGAUAUUAUACACCAUUAACAUCAGUCUGUACUUUGCUUAUUUCUCAGAGAGCUGAUCCCUAAUACUGACAUAAAGGAUGAAUAAUAUGUUAGGACGGAUGGGAGCAAAUGUGGGUGAGAACUCGAGGUUGAAGUGAAUACGUUAUUCCUCUGUUGAAGGGAUGAUGAUGGUGCUGGUGGAAGGUUCGGUAAGAUACGGACGGAGCGAUGAUGCAUCAUCUCUCAGGUACACAGCUUCUCUUGCAGGUACGAUUAUCUAAAGCUGUAGAGGAGGAGUAAUUUUUACUGCGUCGCCAUUAAGGAGCGUAGCGUUAGACGAGUAAGUGAAAGGCACAGGCGCCUGAAAUAAUAAGUAAUGAGAAACCACGUUUAAAUCUCGGGAUUUAAACCGUGUACAUUUUAUCUUUGCUGUAGAAUGAGCAGCAUAAGUGACAUCAUAGCAUCUAGGUUUCAGCUCAAAAGAAACUACAAACACGUGAAAAUGUUAACGAUCUACUUAAAAGUCACUCUUAGUAUUUAUAAGGUAAUUUCAGGGCAUUUCCCGACCGGCCAUGUUCUUUAUUGGUUUCUACAAUGAAAAGUGCUUUUUACAACAUGUGGAGAGAGAGAGUAGCUGUAGCAUGUGACCCUGAACCUCAUAUUUAAGGCCGGUCACUUACCUUCAGACGGUUUUCCUUCCUGCGGACACUUUAGUUUUAUAUCAAUUAAAGCCAUUUGUUGUACAUAAAGAAAUAAUUGUACAGAGAGAGGAAGAUGAUGUAAUGUAAGUUUUAGAGGAAUGGUCUUCUCCUCACUGCUGUUCAUGGAUCCCCUCCGCGGUCGGUGUUAGGAGGCUCUUCUUAGUCUAGAGGUGGGGCCCUGAAUCCCUGUCAGAUGAGUGUGGAGGCUGCCAUGAAACUGUAAUUGUAAAUAGUCUGAAAGAAUGGAAAUAACCUCAGUGGUGUGGUCCUCAGAGCAAAAGUCCUCUUAUUCUAAUGGAUUGGUUGUAUUUGACUCGCACAGUUUGGACAGAGUUUCAUUAUUACUAUUACCAUGACAUAAAUACAUAUUACACGUGUUUGUAAAAAUAAAAUCCAACAAAUUACUAUAGAAAUGUCAAAUUAAAAGCAGAACUGUCCUUGAAAUUUGAAUCCUUUGACUCUAUUAAACCAUGUCUUUUAGAACGUC
Messenger RNA from Betta splendens (Siamese fighting fish), 5195 nucleotides. RefSeq names its product G protein-coupled receptor kinase 7a (gene grk7a). NCBI's taxonomy places the organism in Eukaryota, Metazoa, Chordata, Actinopteri, Anabantiformes, Osphronemidae. Bases 2350 to 4017 code for a protein of 555 amino acids. Gene Ontology annotation, biological process: signal transduction; regulation of signal transduction; protein phosphorylation. The transcript is spliced from 4 exons. Gene Ontology annotation, cellular component: cytoplasm. The record is from RefSeq and is a predicted model, not a curated record. Gene Ontology annotation, molecular function: ATP binding; rhodopsin kinase activity.